UCAUUCCUAUUCCAAAAUAUAUACACAUCCCUCUCUCUUGAGAUCAAUCACAUUUUCAGUACCUUCUUUUUCCUUUUCUAGCCAACAAGAAAAGCAAAAAUGGCGGAUACAGCUAGAACAACCCAUCACGAUAUCAUCGGCCGUGACCAGUACCCGAUGAUAGGCCGAGACCGAGACCAGUACCAGAUGAUGGGCGGCCGAGACCAGUACCAGAUGGGACGAGGAUCAGACUACUCCAAGUCUAGGCAGAUUGCUAAAGCUGCUACUGCUGUCACAGCUGGUGGUUCCCUCCUUGUCCUCUCCAGCCUUACCCUUGUAGGAACAGUCAUUGCUUUGACUGUUGCAACUCCUUUGCUCGUUAUCUUCAGCCCAAUCCUAGUCCCGGCUCUCAUCACCGUAGCACUCCUCAUCACCGGCUUUCUCUCCUCUGGUGGGUUUGGCAUUGCAGCUAUAACCGUCUUCUCUUGGAUUUAC
Camelina sativa (false flax) is the source of this 474-nucleotide messenger RNA. The record is from RefSeq and is a predicted model, not a curated record. Lineage: Eukaryota; Viridiplantae; Streptophyta; Magnoliopsida; Brassicales; Brassicaceae.